AUGUCUCAACGCCAACAAUGGUUUUUCCCCGCGCCUCCAAAGAGCCAGACGCAAAACUCCAAUGCGGCUCCGCUUCUGGUUCCAUCAACUUCUCAAGUUUUGAACAAGCGCCGCAUCAGCGAGCGCACCAAGGCAGCAGCUGAAGUUGAAGAAACCUCUUCAAAGCACGUCAAAACCACGCCGGCGACCAAAACAAAGCAAAUCACUUCUGUAAAGAAAGCGAAGCAAACCCAACCGACCUCCGGCAAAUCGAAGAGUCAAGCAAGCAAGGCAAAUCAAUCUACCAAAGGUAAACAACGCAAGGUUACGCCGCCUCGUACUCCGACUCCCACACCCACUCCCUCACACAACCGUGAUCGUGAAGGUUUGCGUGAGGCUACUGCACCUCGAUCUGAUGGGGGAAAAGAAACCCAACUCAAACUCGAUCAGUUUCAUGGUCUUCUUGGACCGGAGCCUAUGGGUGAUAUUCGAGGCCGCCACGAGUAUGGAGAAGAUGAUUACGUCGACAAGCACGGCAAUGAUCUUCACCCCAUCACCGACAACUCGGGCCAACAAUGUCGUAUAAUACCUUGUGGCUUUGCCCCUUUGCAGGGUUCAAGACUACAGAGUUUCAACUACUACACUCAACGUGCGCACCUCGACAAUCAUCACUUAGCAUUUGGACGGCAGUUAUGCAACAUAAGUCUAUCAAAUCGCCAACAUAUGACCUCCAUACAGAACGAACUCACCCGCCAAAUCACUGGGCUAAGGGAUCUUGUUUCUAAAAUGCCUGCUGGCGCGGCUAGUACUGGUACUGCAGCGGCAGCUGCACCAUGGCUUUCCAAAGAAGAUUCUAUAGAACUCCGGAUUGCGACCAAGAACAUCUUGCGAGGUGACCUGCAGGCGUAUACUGCAACUAAAGACAAGCUGGGAGACAAGAUCACAUUACCCUUGUCUCUUUAUGCUACGGUCAUGGAUUCAAUCAUGUCGAAUCCUGACAAGUGGAAGAAACGGUUGCUGCCACCUGGGUACGGCAAGAAUCCCAAAGUCACUCAUGUCAAAUCAUACAAGACUCUUGUCAAUAAUGGACUGAAGGAAGUACGAAAAGAGUUUGAAGGCAUUCUUCUUGAGAAUAUCAACUUGCCAAGUCAAAAUGCCAGCACGGGUGUUGGGCCUAUACCCACACUCAAUGGAAUUAUCGCCAAUAGUUUGGUCAAAUUGGUGGCCGUGUCCCUGUCCGUGACGAAGUCUUUGAACAAGUGGGCCAUUUGCAAAAGGCUUGAUAUGCUUAUCUGGUACGCAAGAUUUUUAAGGAUGAAUUCCUUGAUAAUGAAACUACUAAUGGUGGUUCUUUUUCAGCGGUUGCAAGCCUGCCAUUGGGGCUUUUACAAGGUUGAAUACAAGGACGGUGCAAGCCUGUGGAGCGUUGUCGACAAAAAAUUGGAAUAUUUGCGGGAUCAGUCCAGCAGGUACCGACACGCGUUUGCAAUCCUGUGUUUGACUGAGGACAGCGAGAUAUUUGGCAACAAGAAGACCUUAGAAGAGACCUUAGAGUUGACCUCCUUCCCAGUGCCUGACAAAACCGCUAUCCGUGACGUCAUUAAACAUAUUGACAAAACCUGGGGCAAAACUGUACCAGAGGAAGAGGCUCUUCAUCAAAUAAAAAGACCUGCAGGGAAACAUGAUGGCAAAGAGGACGAGGACAAGCAAGAGGAAGAGGACGAGCAAGAAGAGGACGAGCAAGAGCAAGAGGAAGAGGAAGAGGAAGAGGAAGAGAAUGAGGACAAGGACCAGGACCAGGACCAGGACGAGUAA
Melampsora larici-populina 98AG31 is the source of this 1794-nucleotide messenger RNA. RefSeq lists its product as uncharacterized. Bases 1 to 1794 code for a protein of 597 amino acids. Lineage: Eukaryota; Fungi; Basidiomycota; Pucciniomycetes; Pucciniales; Melampsoraceae. The transcript has 9 exons. The record is from RefSeq and is a predicted model, not a curated record.